Oncorhynchus kisutch (coho salmon) is the source of this 3840-nucleotide messenger RNA. Its product is annotated as ribonucleases P/MRP protein subunit POP1-like. Bases 106 to 3276 code for a protein of 1056 amino acids. Gene Ontology annotation, biological process: tRNA 5'-leader removal. Gene Ontology annotation, cellular component: ribonuclease MRP complex; nucleolar ribonuclease P complex. The transcript is spliced from 15 exons. NCBI's taxonomy places the organism in Eukaryota, Metazoa, Chordata, Actinopteri, Salmoniformes, Salmonidae. The record is from RefSeq and is a predicted model, not a curated record.
UAUACGUCAUAUUUAUGCGGAAGAGCUGUAGACAUAAAUGUGAGCUUACGGCGUGGUUUUGAAAUAUAACUGUUCCUCCAUUCAGGAUUUGAAAAGCUAUCAAAAAUGUCUACAGCCAAGCACAGGAUGCGCGAUAAGAAGAUGAGGAACCAGCCGAUCAACGUCACCUAUUCCUCCCAGGGCAGCUCACACUGGAGGAACGGAGGGGGCACUCCUACAGGUCGAGGCCAUGAUCUGUCUCCACAUCCAUGGGGCCAUGGGUCCUCCCACUCUGGCCAUGCCCAGGGAGGGGGCUGGGUCCGGGGCCACCAGAGAGAAGGACACGGGGGAUACCCGCAGGCUCUGCCCACACACAUCACUGCCUCAGCGUUUGCCAAGGCCCGGGCUGCAGAGGUGAACGCCAUGUUGAUGGCCGUCACCAAGACAACAGGCAGCUCCCAUGUGUUUGGAGGUCUUCCUAAACACAUGAGGAGGAGGGCUAUGAGUCAUAACACCAAGAGACUGCCCUGCAGACUGAGAGACAUGGCUAACAACAUGUUGGAGAAGAGUCAGAAGGCUGGUCAGAAGAUGAAGAAGGAACAGUCCAAGUCCAAGAGCCGUAAAGCCCGGCGUCGCCACGGCAACAUGCUUCUGGAGUUCAACCGUCGCCAGCGGAAGAACCUGUGGCUGGAGACGCACAUCUGGCACGCCAAGCGCUUCCACGUGGUCAAGAGAUGGGGCUACUGUCUGGGAGACAGGCCAACCUACAAGUGUUACAGAGCCUGCUACAGAGCCAUGAGCUCCCACUGUCUACUACAGGACAUGUCGUACUACUGCUGUGUGGAGUUACAGGGGCCAGGGGAACAGCUGUUAGCUGCUCUGUCUAAGCUGACCAGCAAGGAAACUGGGCCUACGUUUGCAGCAGCCAUGUGUGUGUCAGGCAGGAGACAGGGCAGUGUGGUGGUGUACAGAGCAGGACAGUACCCUCUCCAGCCCCUGGGGCCUGUCACAUUCCUCUGGAGACCCACAACACAGGGCCGGGGGGGCCAGGAGGACCAGGGCUCCCAGGGAUCAACACACAGACAGCUGUGGAUCUGGGCUCACCCCACCAUGAAAACGGACCUCCUCCCAGAGCUGCAGGCUGUCUGUCAGUGUUCUGAGGCUGUCCUUCCACCUGCUCCAGUGGACCUCCCUGUUCCACAGCCAGCCCCUACCCCCACCUUGGCCCCCGGUCCUGGGGCUGGUCCUGAGGCAGCGCAGACCUCUGGUUCUGGUUCUAAGAGGAAGUGGUCCUCCAGGGAGCCUGAGGCUGCUGGGCCACCAGCCAAGAAGCUCCUGGGAUACAGUACCAUUUCUGCUACCACACCCGUAACCUGGAGGUCCAGUACCACUGGUAUAGUCAUCAGUGACCUCACCAUGGAGAUGGUGCGGUAUCGUCUGAUUGGACCUCUAUCACAUUCCGUUCUGACUGAAACCCUGGCCCCUGCCACACACACUGAUGCUACAGGUAAAUCCAGACCAUCUCCCUUCUGGUGGCCAGAUCACUGCAGAGACGACUGUAACAUGUCUCUUCAUCAACAACAAGCUGGUGUCUUCAACAUGCUCAGAGGUGUGUACUCCACAGCGGAGGUCCCAGCCGGCUCAGUUCUGGGUCUGACGGUGGAUGACCCCAGAUUGACCUUACCAAACAAGAGAAGCAAGGCCGUGUCCGACAUCAGGAAGGCACAAGGAGUGAACGAGGAGAGGAGGAGGGAACUGAUGUUGAAGGGGAUCCCUGAACCCCUCAGCCAGAGUUCCCUGUGGGACCGGUCUGUCCGCGACAACGUCACACACAACAAGAUGACAGACCAGGAAGUAAACAGACUGCGUAAUGAUGUUCUGGUCCCAGGCUCCAGACUCCCCACCCCCCUGCAGGGUAGAGUACCCGUCCUACUGGUGCAGCAGUCUGGGAAGAGCCAGGGCACAGAGAUGGGGUCCUGGGGGGCGGGAUGGGACCUGCUGCUACCCAAGGCCUGGGGCAUGGCCUUCUGGGUUCCUCUGGUUUAUAGAGGAGUACGUAUCGGAGGGCUGAGGAUGAGCCUGAAACACACCCAGAAUAAAGGAGAGCCUCACUUUCCCCACGACUACCCAGACUGCCCUGCAGGAGCACGCUUCCAGGAAGAGCAGGAGGCUGAGCUGCUGGCCAAGUUCAGGAGGCGCCCACCAGCCAAACGGACCAAUUACAUCAAACAUGGCUGCCUGGCUCCAUUCCGUUGUCCCUGGCAACAGCUGGUCGAGGAGUGGGAGCUGAUCGUGAAGGAGGAAGAAGGAGGAGGAGGAGAGGACGCAGUCGUACCAAUGGAACAGGAAGUGACACCACCACAGAGUAACUUCACAGUCUUGAGGAAUAGGAAGUCUCUAAGGCAGCUGUCCGCUUGGUGUCGCCCCACAUCCUCUAAAUGUCAGAGGGCACGUAACCCGGGAUCAACACCACAACUCAACCGUAACGUUGCAGCGUCUCUCCUCUCGUCACACGGUGGCAGCAGCCUGGUGUGGAUCCGUCUCUCCCUCGUCACCAAGGGCCAACCGGAGCAGCACGCCCUGGUGUGUGUCCCCACCGCAGAGGACCUCCAGCUGGUACGUAAGGAGCCGGGCUGCACAGGGCCCCAGGAGCCUCUACACACUGACCACUUCAAGAGCCGCGUCAAACGGCCACGCAAGAAGGACCACAACAAACCUGGAACCUCCUCCUCUUCCUCCGCCAAGCAGUCUGACCCUGCCUCAGUCCCUGGUGUCAACCCUGGUCCUGAUCCUAGCUCCUCAUCCAGCCUCACCAACCCCUCUUCCUCCUGUACCUCAGCCCCUAGUGUCAACCCUGAUCCUAGCUCCUCAUCCAGCCUCACCAACCCCUCUUCCUCCUGUACCUCAGCCCCUAGUGUCAACCCUGAUCCUAGCUCCUCAUCCAGCCUCACCAACCCCUCUUCCUCCUGUACCUCAGCCCCUAGUGUCAACCCUGAUCCUAGCUCCUCCUCCAGCCUCACCAACCCCUCUUCCUCCUGUACCUCAGCCCUGACUCUGGGUCUCUGGCCGGAGCCCCUUCCCAGCGUCACCUCCCACUGCUCCAGGGUGACUCUGGGCUGGGUGACCCAGGGGGACUUCUCCCUGUCGGCUGGCUGUGGAGAGGCUCUGGGGCUCCUCAGCCUUACUGGUCUCCUACACACCCUGCUCAGACAGCCUGAUGGCCAGAGAGGACUGGUGCUGCUACGGAACCCCGGAUCACUGCAAUACCGUUUCGCUAAGAUCAACAUAGAGGUCUGAGGAGUACUGUAGGUUCAAUCCCACAUCGCUAAGAUCAACAUAGAGGUCUGAGAAGUACUGCAGGUUCAAUCCCACAUCGCAACAGUACCGCUUCUCUAAGAUCAACAUAGAGGUCUGAGGAGUACUGCAGGUUCAAUCCCACAUCACAACAGUGCCGCUUCUGUUAGGGGUACUAGAUAUUAAAUAAAACACUGUGCCUAGUGCGAGUCCCUUCACCCCGACCCCUGUUAGGGGUACUAGAUAUUAAAUGCCUGGCAUGUACACACAACAUUACACAUUGUUUGAGUGGAAUAACUUUUUCUUGAUAAUAAUUCCCUGUAAGGUUUUCUGGGAGUUUUUCAUUUGAGUUGAAAUAAUUUUUUGAUUUUUUUAAGAAAUGUUCAAUAUUGUUUUCACCGAAGGGAUUGUCACUGGGUGUGACUGGUGUCUUCUCUACAGAACCAGUACAUUCUUUGGUUUGCCUGAUUCCCAUUUUUGUGAAAACAAAUCUUUGUUUGGAUUUGAGAGCUGUAGUUGAAAUGGUUGACAAUAAAAAUCCCUCUACUCCAAUCGGAGUUACCUAAA